Molecule: messenger RNA, 2681 nt
Organism: Scaptodrosophila lebanonensis
Lineage: Eukaryota; Metazoa; Arthropoda; Insecta; Diptera; Drosophilidae
Gene: RluA-1
Product: RNA pseudouridylate synthase domain-containing protein 2
Exons: 12
Coding region: 402-2552 (716 amino acids)
Biological process (GO): pseudouridine synthesis
Molecular function (GO): RNA binding; pseudouridine synthase activity
Source: RefSeq, a predicted model, not a curated record
GUCGGUCGUCGCGUCACCGCUUUCUUCAGAAAAGCUUCACCCGAAACCAAAAGUAUUCAAAACGCGUGCUUUUGUUAACACCUUUUCACUUCGAAGGUAAAUAAGUAGCUGCCUCUGCAUACCGACUAUAUACUCGUACUCGCAAUUGAAAUCAGAUGUUUUGACCAGCAACAUAACUAAAUUUAUGCAUUUUUCCCCCGGCCAUAUUGAAAAAUAAACAAACAGAUUUCGUAAGUGUUGUGUGCAUUAAUUGCUCGGCAAAAAGCGGGCUCGUGUGUGCGAUUUAACAAAUAAAUUAAAUGUUUACCACUCGAUUGUUGGCGUAGCUAUAAUAUUUGAUUAAUGAUAAGCUCGUAAACUUAUCAUCUCAGUAGUCCCUCGAAAUCUUUGGCAAAGCCGACAUGCACAAUUCAUCGUGCGCCUGGUACUUUCCGUGGCCUUUGGCUGGUCAGCAGCAGAAGGUAAUGGCUCUGCAGACACCAGUCUCAGACAAAAUUUCUGGCGUCUACCCAGGCUCGGCGCUUAACCCACUGGGCGCUCUCCAGGUGCAGUCCAAUCUGCAUAUCCGACCACAUCAUCAGCAUUCCCAGCAGCAGCCAUCGGUGAUUCCCCACCAGCGCCCACACACCCCUACACCCACACCCACACCCUCGCCUUCCGUAGCCUACAACUUUACGCCUUCACUUCUAAACACACACGCACAACUGCAGGAAUCGGCGACAAGAUACGCAGUGGCCGCACAGGCAACUCAAGGCUCGCUUCAAGGAUAUGCCCGCACACAUAUGCUGCAUCCCACCAUGCUGUCGCCGCUGUCCUUAGCUUCCUGCAUGGCGGCAGCUGGAACAACAUCCUUCGGCGGGGUGCUGCCCCAACAGCCGACCUAUGGAGAGCCGCCUUUAAAGUGUAUAUCGGUAUAUCCUCAGGAGGCACAGCACCCGCAGGUUGCCACAUCGAUGAACAUUAAUUUAGGAAUACUGGCACUGGGAAACUAUGGAGCCAAAACAAAUCCAAGCACUGCAGCCUUGCCCAGCAAUAGGACUAUUAUUUCUCCAAAUGAUUUUGGAAAAAAAACACUGAGGGUACCAGAGAAGCGGAAAACUGAAGACUCUGACCAAAUAAAGGAUUUGAAAAAGGCUAAACUAGAGACAAAGGCUUUGAAAGCAAAAAGGCCUGGUUUUACGGACGAAAGAUAUCAAGAAACAUCCUAUUACAUUGAGAACGGACUUCGGAAAGUCUACCCCUAUUACUUUACGUUCACAACGUUCACUAAAGGGCGCUGGGUUGGUGAAAAGAUCUUAGACAUAUUUGCUAGAGAAUUCCGAGCCCAUCCAGCAGAGGAGUACGAGCGUUGUAUUCAAACAGGAACACUGACAGUAAAUUUCGAGAAAGUGCCCGUGGACUACCGCCUAAAACACAAUGACUUGUUGGCAAAUAUUGUUCACAGACAUGAAGUACCAGUAUCCUGUCAGCCAAUCACGAUUGUCCAUAUAGAUGAGGACAUUGUGGUUGUAAAUAAACCAGCUUCGAUACCUGUACAUCCUUGCGGUCGCUACCGGCACAAUACAGUUGUGUUCAUUCUCGCUAAAGAAUUGAACUUGAAGAAUCUACGCACAAUUCACCGCCUGGAUCGGUUAACAUCGGGUCUAUUGUUGUUCGGUCGCACUCCGAAAAAGGCGCGACAAAUGGAACAACAGAUACGUAACAGACAGGUGGAAAAGCAAUACGUGUGCCGAGUGGAUGGUAUAUUUCCAGAUGGGGUCGUUGACUGCAACGAACCAAUUCAAGUGGUCAGUUACAAAAUCGGGGUUUGUAAAGUUUCUCCGAGAGGAAAGGAGUGCACUACAACAUUUCAAAAGCUUUCACAAAACGACAAUAGCAGCGUUGUCCUCUGCAAGCCCCUCACCGGCCGCAUGCAUCAGAUACGGGUACAUUUGCAAUAUUUGGGCUACCCCAUUGUGAACGAUCCUUUAUAUAAUCACGAAGUUUUCGGACCGCUAAAAGGCCGUGGAGGCGAUAUUGGCGGCAAGUCAGAUGAUGAACUCAUUAGAGAUCUCAUUUGUAUACACAAUGCUGAAAAUUGGCUGGGAAUUGAUAGUGACUCAGACAUAUCAUUGUUUAAAACUACCAAAGAUGAAGCGGACCGAGAAAGCCUCAGUACCGAUCAAAUUUCUGGAAUUCACCACAAUGAUGCUCAUAUUGGUAUUGGUACGCAUUCUCCAGAAAGCACUCCUCUGAGCGUAGAAAGUCCUCUUUCUGAAAAGGAAAGUUGGACUCAGAAAGAAAGCACAGAAAUCACCGAGAGGAUGUGUAAUGCAGCUCCUCUGCUGCUCACUCAGGAAAGCACAGAAGAUCCAGUAGACAUAAUGUUUAAAGCGGAUAAAAUGACAGACGAUAAGCACUGCUAUGAGUGCAAAGUGCACUACCGGGACCCAAAGCCAAAGGACCUUGUUAUGUACUUACAUGCAUGGAAGUAUAAGGGCCCAGACUGGGAAUAUGAAACCGAGCUUCCAAACUGGGCUCGCCCGGAGUGGGACGAAUCCGAAUCGACUUGAGCGGAACGUGUUCAAAUAAUAGCUGCUUGCCGUAACUUUAUUUAUCAUAGACAAAAUUUGAUAUUUAUUCAUUAAGUUAUUAAGUUGUAGAAAUAUUAAUAAAAAUGUAUUUCUCUAUAUAAAACUGGA